Messenger RNA from Siniperca chuatsi (mandarin fish), 3504 nucleotides. It is a transcript of the gene dlgap5, whose product is annotated as discs, large (Drosophila) homolog-associated protein 5. NCBI's taxonomy places the organism in Eukaryota, Metazoa, Chordata, Actinopteri, Centrarchiformes, Sinipercidae. Gene Ontology annotation, cellular component: cytoplasm; nucleus; spindle pole centrosome. The transcript is spliced from 19 exons. Gene Ontology annotation, biological process: signaling; chromosome segregation; regulation of mitotic cell cycle. Bases 539 to 3352 code for a protein of 937 amino acids. Gene Ontology annotation, molecular function: microtubule binding. The record is from RefSeq and is a predicted model, not a curated record.
CGCACUAUCUAUUUACAUGUAGCCUUACUUGUUGACUAAUUUUAUGCCUGCUUUUGUUGUAGGAUUCUUUUUGAUGGAAUGAUGCAUUUUUAGUGCUUUAUUGCGGUCAUUUCUGCAUCAAAAAUAGGCAAACAGCCAAAAGAACUAAUUUAAGGAUUAACCUCAAAUGUUUCGAACUGGGGACCCUGGAACAUGCCAGAGAUUGUAGAUAUUAAAACAUACAAAUGCAAAAUGCAAAUCUUGUCACUUCACAUUCCAGACCAACGGGUGGCAUCAAAUCGUACAGUUGUUACUACAGAAAAACAAUCUGAAGAAGAAGUAAAAGAACCAAUCAGCGCUCACCGGUCCUGUCUGAUUUGCAGCCAAUCAGCGUCACUAUAGAUGAAUUUCAAAAAGUCACCCGCCAUGAUUGCUGUGUUUUAGUCUGAGUCUGUCCGUUGUUCGUGUUUUUUUCACAGGACGGCCAGAAGAGGAAGUUUGUUUUUAUAAGUGCUGGGUUGUUGUUGUUUUUUUUUGGAAAAGAGCAAGAUAUCUGAACAUGGAGUCUCGAUUUGCUCACCUGCGCCAGCGGGACACCAGUGUGUCGAUGCUGAGGGUAAAAAUGUCCCGUAGGAGGUCUCAGUCGCAAAAGGAGAACAGAGAACGGGCCGUGAACACACGCAGGCAGCUGGACAAGCUCCCGGAGCUGGAUGUCUCUUCCCUGGAUGCCUCUAUCGCAAUGGCCAACAUGUCAACUAUUCAGGAGAAGACACAGAACAAUGCAAAACUUGCUAAAAACGUGGCUGUAGAAGAGAGGUUGAAACAGCUUGAGCGCUGGAAAGAGCGCAAGGCACUGGAGAAGGAGAAGGAAAAGAGAGAAAAGGAGCGUAAAGGGGUAUUUAAGACUGGUGUGUAUCAUCCAAAUGACACCCUUACCAUUGUCUCUCUGCCUGCGGUCCCAGCUGCCUCAACCAGAGCUAUGGAGACAAAAGUGAACACAGCUCCAUCCCAGAGUACUAGAGUCACUCGUUCAAUGAAACAGCAGCAUCAAAUGCAGAGGCCUCUGAAGAUCCAGGAUCCAAAUACUGCAGCAAAGAAAGCUCAACCUGCUGUGGAAAGACCAACCAGGAGCCGGGUUGCUCCUGUCAAGCCUGCACCAGCUAAGACCAAGACCAAAGUUUGUGCAGUGGAGCCUGUCGUACGAGCUUUGUCGACCAGAUCAGCCAACAGGCCUCCUGUUACAGCAGCUCCUGUGAAGGACAAGUCUGCAGGUGUAAGAACCACAAGGAGCAGAGCAUUUGUCAACACUGUGGCCCCCCCUUCUGACACAGAAAGAAACUGUAAAGCAACUGUCAAUAUCACUGUUCAGUCUGCUGUGCCCAAGGAGCCUGAGAUGCAGGAGCCAGAGGAAAAACCUCGUCCCCCCAGCCCGGCACCCUGUUCUGAGGAGGAGGACAUAGUGGUGGACCAAGCUCCGGCUAAUUCUAUCCCUGCGGUGGAUCCUGUUGAAGCGCCAUCCUCUUUAUCUUCUUUUGCUCCAGAGGGUUUCAUCUUUCAGGCUCCCACUGGCUUGUCGUCCUUCAAGUUCGAGCCUCUCACUCCUCGCUCAGCAGAGGCCUUCCUCACACCAAGCCCCAGCUUCAGUCUUCCACAAGCCCCCACGUUCAACAUUGAGCCUCAAGCUGAGCCAAGCGAACUCUCUCUCCCUAAAUCCCCUCGCUGCUCUCCUUCUAAUGCAUCUACCACAGCGGCCCGUCCGACUCCAGGCAGCCCCCUGGAAUCGGAGCAUGACGUACCAUACUUCAGAUCGGAAAUUGCCAACGAGACAGAAAGGCUGAUAACUCUGUGUGCCCACUGGGAGCCUAAAGUGGAGGAUGAGUCCAUCCCAGAAGAGAUGAGAGACCGUAUGCGCACAGCAGUCGGCCAAGCAAGGCUGUUGAUGAAAGAGCGCUUUCAACAGUUCAGCGGUCUGGUGGACGACUGCGAUCUGGGCCGAGGGGAGAAGAUCACCACCUGCACUGACCUGCAGGGGUUCUGGGACAUGGUUUAUUACCAGGUAGAGGAUGUCAGCAAGAAGUUUGAAGCUCUCAAAGAAGCAGAGAGCCGAGGUUGGGUGGAGGAGCACAAGCCACCACCGCAACAGAGGAAAGUAGUGAAGAAACCAUCAGCUGCACCUGCCAAGCCAGCAGGAACCAAAGCAGCAGCAAAGUCUCGCUUAGCUGCUGUGAAAGCGGCCAUGAAAGCCAGACAGCAGGCGGCCGAGAAAGCAGCAAAGGAUGCCGGUAACAAUGAGGACAACCCGAACCUGAACUCUCAGGAACCACAACCCCAAUCAGAGGCCCAACUGACUAACACAGUGGUCUUUGAUGGAGGCUUCUUCCAGGUGGAGAGCCCAGCCAAACCACCAAGUUCAGUAAGGAGAUCCAGCCGUCUCAGUGCUGCCGUGCUGCUUCAGGCUUCUCCCUGCUCCAACUUUCUCUCACCUAGAAGAGUCUCUCUGCGAUCUCUUGCGCUGGCACAGACCCCCGUUCACACCACCGCCUCACCUGCUCAGCCUGUCCACACUCCUGCCCACCUCCAUCUCACCCUCAACCAAACCCCAGCACGAGCACCAAAGUCUCAGCGUGGCACUCCUCAGUCAUCCCAGAACAGAAUGGACACUGUAAAUGUGUCUCUGUGUUUCACACCUGUAAGGGAAGUGCUUUCAGACAACACCCAGCCCGAGGGAAGCCCUGCACACCAGUCAAAAACAGUCUCCACACAGGAAAACUCCACACCUAUACAUUCACCUCCAUCCAUUUCUGUAGUCGAGGAACAAGAUGAACCAGCUGAAGCUGUCGAUGUUGACUUACCUCUCUCUCCAAGACUUCCCCUUACUCCAUGCAAAACACCUCUUCCAGUCUCCCAGGCCCCUGAGCUCUCAUCAUGUCUGAGUUUCACGUUGUCACCCUGUGUAACUCCCAGCCAGCCUCCCAUCUCCUCCCCUCUUGCUGUUCAGGGCCCUGUGGAUGCCCAAGAGUCUGUGUGUUAUACACCAGACAGUUCAGUUGUUGAGGAAAUUCCUGGGUUGGACUUUGAGCGUUACCUCCAGCCUUCACAGAGAUGCAGCAUGUCACCGAGGGAGACGGUUGCCGUAGAAAUGCUCUCACCCAUGGCAGUGGAUGUAGAAAUGGAGAGUCCUAGAGGUCAAUCUGAGGACCUGCUUGCUCAGCAAGAACCAGCACUGCCAGCAGUUUCUUCACUGUUAACUCUUCAGUCACCACAGGCCCAGACAGCAGAGUCUGCCAUGCUUCUCUUCACCCCGGACCUGAAGGACCGGAUACGCCAGUCUGUCUGUCCAAGUGACCUUAUGGUCUUCACCCCUCCCCUCUAAUGUGUAACAAAGAGAUUUUUAUUUUAUUUUUUAAUGUUUUUAAUUUUGACAUGUAUUUACCACUUUAGUUACUCUUUGGGGGAAAAAAAUGUGAUUUUUAGUUAACAUGGAAAAUAGUUUGUCUAAUUAAAGUUCUAGAUACAACAAGGUAA